UUCUUUUCAGGCGUGAAUUGAGAUUUCUCUUCAACCCAAAGACUUCUAACACCAUCCCUUACCUUAAAUUAUAUCACAGUUUUCUUUGAAUGAAUGAUUAUAACACAGUAAGGGGGGGAAACAUGUUGUAAAGUGACACUUCCGGGUUGCUUUACGUCGUUAGGUAUCCCAGAAUGCCUUGAGUACGGCAGCGAACCUGCCGCUUUGCCGCUCUGCCGCUUCUCGUUUACUAUGACUGGGAGCGGAUUUACUCGCGCGUCAGAUCGCUCUCAGUUGCAGCUCGCAGCCCCCCUCUGUUUCCGUGGAUGCUGAAAGAUCCCGCCCCCGAGGAGAAAUACAGCAAUCAGUGAUGGUUAUGGAUAAUGAUGGACAUCCCUGCAGCCAAUCAGAUUCAGACACCCAGUGAACCAUGGGCAGGCCAGAAUGGAUGGUCCCCAGCUUCACCUCAAGCAGCUCCAUACAGCACCCUGCCAAGCUUAAAGCAUCUUAACCUGGGUUCUCCUUCUGACCACAGAGCUUGUGUGGAGCACCUGCACCAACCCAGCCAGGGCUGUCAGAACGACAACACCUUUCCACUCAGAAACAACGCCUGUCACAGCGCGCCUCAGGCUUAUCAUGCUGAUCAGAGCGUGCAACAGAACUUUCUCGAUGCUCAUGUUUCACCCAUGGUUCCAUCUGCAUGUCAAGAACGGAUUAUACCUCCAUGCUCUCUCCCUCUUAGAAACGAAGGGAUUCAGCCGAGGAAGCCUUUCCAGAUGCCAUUUUAUUCCCCUUAUAGUCCCUACCAAGCAAUAUCUCCACCUUUUCAGCCCUCAUACACACAUCAGGAGUCACUGAAUGGACCUCAGUCACCUCGACAAAAACACCCAUCAUAUGGACAAUGUGUGGGCCAGGGUACACAGAUUUCACCUCAGCCUUCGUUUAACAGGGAGGCCUCUGCUGGGUACGUCCAUAAUCAAUCCACACCCACCUCUCCGAUCAAUCAGCAGCCUCAGUGGAUGCUUCAACAACACUCUGGAGGACACACAACACAAUUUGUUCCCAGUGAGGCUGUUCAGGACGGGAGCUUCACACCACAGUCUCCUAACUCAGAGUCUCGUUACGGCCUGGACCCAGAGCUCCUGCCCAGCGCUGUGAAGGUGCUUGCAGAGGACAGGGCAGAGUGGGAGGGCAAGCUCUUCGUAUCCGAGCCUUUUUCACGUCUUCCUCCUCUGGCGACCACGUCCUGUGUCGUGGAGGACCGGGGUAGUGCGAGUCCUUGUGCAAUCCGCGCUACCUCGUACUGUGUGCCCUGUGAAGGUCAGACUGCCCUGCUCAGCCGCCUGCCGAUGGGAGCUCUGGUCACCCCUCUGGCCAAACAAAAUGCUGGAGAGAAGCCUCUGCCAGUGGUGACAGAGUCAGAGUGUGUUAUGGGAUGUGGCUGGUGCGGCGCCUCCAUGUGCCCGGCGAUGAGCUGGCAGGACUGUGGUCAGAGGUUUUACUGUCCUUUCUGUGGUAAACUCAGUGAAGUGCCGUGGCAGCACUACCAGCCCACCAAGGGGGUGGAGGGGCUUCGGGUGGACAAAGACAAGAGGCCUGAGCUUAGUUUGGGGUCUUAUGAGAUCCUCAGCUCUCAGAAGGGUGAACCCGCUGCUCUGCUCCUCGCCAUCGACGUGUCUGCCUCAGCGCUAAGAGGAGGACAUCUGGAGUUCACAACACAACAAAUUCUCACUCUGCUCGCCUCUCUGAACAGGGAGGAUGGGGAGGACUCGUCAGACAUCCGUGUUGGCUUGAUGACGUAUGACAGCAGGAUCCACCUGUACGAUCUCAGCCCCACUCUGUCCCGCCCACACAUGCUGGUCAUCACAGAGACAGAGGAGCUGCAGCUUCCUGUGAGAGAGGGGCUCCUGGUGUCUCUGAAGGACUGUAUAGACGGCAUCGACAGUGUGUUGCAGCUGAUCCCUCAGUUUGGUCCAGAGUCUGAUGCCUCUGAUGGAGUUCCCAUGGAGCUGCCUGUCAAAGCAGGGCUGUCUGUGCUGCAGGCUCUGAACUGUCCUGGAAAGCUGCUGAUCUUCCACACUGCCCCUCUGAUAGAGACGGAUCACACAAACUCACCCUCAGGGUUUUUUGGCUCCAACAAACCAAAGUCCAUCUUUCAGCCGUCAGAGCCAGUCGUCUCAUUGGCCAAGCAGUGCGUCAGUCAGGGCUGCGGAGUUCACCUCUUCCUUCUCUCCCAGCAAGAUGUGGGCGGGGCUUGGCCUGGGCACAUUCCAUAUCUAACAGGCGGAGCUCUCCACACCUACAGCCACCUGCAGGGAGAACUGGACAGAGAGCGUUUCAGCACUGACCUGAAGAGCAUCACAGAGACAGACGGAGGCUUCAAGGCUGAGCUCAGGAUGUUUGUCAGCAAAGAUCUUCGUGUGUCCGGCUGUUAUGGACUUUAUAUCCCCGGGCAGACCCCCAGCCAGGUCAGCAUGGCGAGUCUUGAUGUGUUUACAACCCUGGCUGUGGAGCUAGCACACACCAGAGCUGUGGAUGAGACGAGAGGUGUAGCCAUCCAGACUGUUUUAUCUUACAGCACUCAGACAGGAGACAGACGGACCCGGGUCCACACUCUGACCCUGCGAUGCUCAAGACAUCUUCAGGACACUUUCCGGCAAUACCAGGCCCAAACACUGCUCACCUUCUUCUGCAAGAAAAUUUAUUGUGCAGUGUUGGAGCGCCCCCUACAGGAGCUAAGGGAGGAGCUGCAGACAGACGUAACGGAAGCUUUGGCGUCGUACCGCAAACACUGCUGCUCUGCGUCAGUGUCUGCUGGACAGCUCGUCCUCCCUCAGUACCUGCGAGCUCUUCCUGUUUACAUCAACAGUCUGAGGAAGAGCGAGGUGCUGCUGCCUGGCCUGAGGAGCUCCGUCCACCAGCGGCUGCAGCAGCGCUGUCAGGUGCUCAGCAUGGACACCUGCAGCACCUGCAGACACUUCUACCCUCUGCUGCUGUCUCUGCCGCUCUCAGUGGACAGCUCUGACCCUCCAGAUCCAGAGGAGGCUCUGCGCUGCUCUUCUGCCAGUUUGGAGCCCAGACGACUGUAUUUGGUUCAUGCACCCUUCACCCUGCUGCUCUGGGUGGGCACCGAAGUCCCAGCGAGCACCCUGGUGGAGCUCUUCAAUACCAGCUGCUUUGCCUCCCUGCCCUCUGGAGAGACCAAGCUGCCUUUUCUGGAGAACCCUCUGUCCAUCAGCGUUCAAUCCCUCAUCAGCAGACUGAACUCCCAGGCUCCCCGUGCCCGCAAGCUGUGGGUGGUGAAGCAAGGCGACACCUGUGAGGAGGCUCUGCAGCGCCACCUGGUGGAGGACAAGAGUCCCAACGGAGGAGCGUCCUAUGCAGACUUCCUCUACCAUCUCCACGUCAACUCUGUCCGGCUUUUGCAGUGACCUCACACACAAACACACACAAAUCAUAUAUCCUCUGACCUCUCUGGGCGGGGUCGGGGUUACCUUCCUCUUAAAGAUGACGUCGCAGCGUUCAGUAUUUACCUUGAAAAAAACAAAUGUAUGAUAACAGAAGCAUUACUCCCAAAUCCUGAAGUGGAAAUAUUUAAAGGCCUGAUGUCAGGCGGUGCAUGAGAGACUUUUCAAGAUGUUCAUGAUUUUAUUUAUUUGUUUAUUUAUUUAUUUAAUGACUGCUGUGAAAUGUGUGGCGUGAUGAAUGUGAUCUGUUCUGUAAAUGUGUGUAUGAUGUUUAUUUAUUGCCGUGUAUAUGUGUGAUGUCCACAGCACUCUGUGUGUGUGUGUGUGUGAGUGUGUGUGCAUCAUCGCCUGUAAAUAAAAUAAAGGUUUUAACUGAACCUUGAA
Molecule: messenger RNA, 3830 nt
Organism: Notolabrus celidotus (New Zealand spotty)
Lineage: Eukaryota; Metazoa; Chordata; Actinopteri; Labriformes; Labridae
Product: protein transport protein Sec24C
Exons: 21
Coding region: 363-3410 (1015 amino acids)
Biological process (GO): COPII-coated vesicle cargo loading; endoplasmic reticulum to Golgi vesicle-mediated transport; intracellular protein transport
Cellular component (GO): endoplasmic reticulum exit site; COPII vesicle coat
Molecular function (GO): SNARE binding; zinc ion binding
Source: RefSeq, a predicted model, not a curated record